Girardinichthys multiradiatus is the source of this 8009-nucleotide messenger RNA. RefSeq lists its product as uncharacterized. NCBI's taxonomy places the organism in Eukaryota, Metazoa, Chordata, Actinopteri, Cyprinodontiformes, Goodeidae. The transcript is spliced from 10 exons. Gene Ontology annotation, molecular function: protein binding. Bases 478 to 7404 code for a protein of 2308 amino acids. The record is from RefSeq and is a predicted model, not a curated record.
GUAAAGCAUCGUUUGGUGGACUGGACGCUUCUGUGUUCUUUAACGCUGAAUUUAACCGACUGAGUUUCCGAACGCGAGACAUGCUGCAAAACUGUCUCUAAAGUGAACCGAGGUGUUUUUAAGCAGCCGUAAACUUGACAUUAUGUAGUUAGCAGCAUAGGUGGCGAACAUGAACUGUUAUGCAUUGUCAGACAAUCAGCUACUGUUAGUUCGGCUAAAGCUCCAUUAGCUUUCCCUGCUGCCACUGACAUCAUUCCGUGCGAUGACGACACCGAGAAGCCUGCGUAACUUUCUAACUGCUGGACCUUAAUGUGCUUAAAAAACAUUUACUAUGGAUGGUGAGCGGAGCAAUUGCAGGCCCUCCAACGAGAGACAAUAGCCAGCUAACCUAGCUAGCAGGGCUGGUCGUGGUUGCUAAGCUGUCUUGGCUGGUGCGUGUGAGAGAAGCCGCACUGAAAACGUCAAGGUGUCUGUGCCAUGGAUCAGAAAGAGAUGACAGACAAAAUCACAUCAGUUCGCAGCAAGCAGGUGUUCCAGAGCCAGGAUCAGAUCGUGACAGACCAAAACUCUGCAAGUCUGGAGCCCACAGCUCACAUGUUUCUCCAAACCAAAUGGAUCAGCAGCCACUCUGGAGAGCUAAUCAGAUCCGAAGAAAAACACAGUAAUGGCACCUGGAAUCCUGAGGCUGUGUUACCAUUACGCAGUUCUGGCCAAGACGGCCUGUCUGCGUUCCCAAGCAGUGACCUCUUGCUGCCUGAGGUCUGCAUUUCAACCAAGAGCAAUAGCUUUGAGGAUGAUAUGAACUAUGAGGUCCAGCAAGCCUAUAAGAUAUUCACCAGCUUUCUGUCGGAGAAGCACAAAGGGAUAACCGGCACGUUUCUACAUCCCAUCGGCCACCAUGACUCGCAGCAUGGUAUAGAAGGGGUUCAGGGCCAGGUUCAUUCUCAGCUUAGGCAGUCGAUGUGCAUGCGUCGCAUUGAGGAGAAGUUUGUCAACCAGGAAUAUGAGAACAUAACAGAGUUUGUUGCAGACUUCAGGCUUAUGUUAGAGAAUUGUUACCGGUACUAUGGGGUGGACCACUGGAUUUCUAAACAGGCUCAAAAGCUGGAAAUCAUGCUGGAGCAGAAGCUUACAUUGCUUUCCAGGGUGCUUCGAGAAAAGACAUCCCUAGCAGUGACCUCUAAAGGACGUUUUGGUGCAGAGGAGGAACGGGGCUCUGGGGGAACCUCCACACGGAGAAGGCAGGCGUCUCGAUACCUUGCUACCAUUACUGGUGGGGGGCAUGAGUCUGUCAUGGUACGGACACUACGUCAAGAGGAACAGCAGAGGGUAAAGGAGGAGAAGAGGCAACGUGAGCUCGAGAAGAAAGAAGCUGAAGAAAUGUCGGCCAAGGAGGUGGAAGAGUGGGAGCAGAGCCUGCUGUCACAGGCUGCCCCUCACACAGUGGGCACUCUCUGGGAACUUCCUGCCAUCGGGCACUUCCUCUGUCUUGCCCAGACUGCCCUCAACCUUCCUGAGAUCAUAUUUUUUGAGCUGGAGCGUUGCUUGCUGAUGCCGCGCUGCAGCCUGCUUCUGUCUAAAGUCAUGUCCUCCCUGCUGUCCCCACCGCAGAGGAGGGCCACCCUGCAACGCCGACCUGCGCUGCCGUACCGCCGCUGGGAGUCGGAGCUGAGGCAGCGCGUCAUGGGCUGGUAUCGAGCCGUAGGUGCCUCCCAUAAUCAGCCACGUCGCGCCGAGCAGCUGGGACUUUGCCACCAGUUUUUCAACAUCCUGGGGGAGGUGAGUCCACUAGAGGAGAAGCCGUUCCAUUUGUUGCCCUUCUACCAGCGGGUUUGGCUUCUCAAAGGACUGUGCGACCACGUGUAUGAGACACAGAAGGACGUACAGGAUGCUGUCCUGGCUCAACCCAUCCAUGAAUGUAGGGAGUCUAUUUUGGGCUAUGACAGCAAGGAGAAUGCUUAUAUACAUUUUCCACAUUUCUGUGGAGCUGACCUGAGGGUCUAUUGCCAGAGCCCCAGCGCACCUCCAGCCUUUCCUUUCCCAUCUCUGCUGGUUAGAAGAGUUGAAAUGAAACCAGGGACAGAGGGGUUGGGGUCGGGGUCAGAUGGAGUGCGCAGUGAGACGGAUCAAAAUGACUCCCAUGAUGGAGUCCAAAUGGAUACUGAAGAAUCUGGAGAUUUUGAGAAGAAGACAAUAGGGACAUUGGUGGUUUUUAAAAGGGAGAAUGGGAAUAGAGAAGAAGAAAAAAGCAGAUUUCAAUCAUUGUCAAUGAUGGAUGUUUCUCAGUCGGAAUCCUCUGAUGGUGACUCCAGUGAAGACUCUAAAUUAGAUGUAAAAAAACAUACUAACUCAUUAAUUCUCACACAAGAUAGGCACAUUGGUGGAGAUGAUGUGAAAGUGAAUUUGAAAGAAGAACAUUCAGAUGAAGAGCAGUCAUCUGAGCAGGAGCAGGUCUUCUCAUUUGAUUCCGAACAUGUCGUCAAAGCAGAGACACAAGAUCCCUCUCUGAACGUAUCGGAGCACAGCUAUACAGGCCGGUCGCCUUCAUCCCCAGUUAAACUGGGGGUCAGAAUGGAGGAUGCAACUUCUACUCGGGGACAUCAAACAUCUCCCUGUUUAGAUUGUUUAAAAAGAAACAUCUGUGAGACCAAACCUCCGGAAGAUGCCCACUGCUGCGGUACGUCCAGACCAGCAACUCAUUUGUCCUCAGAGACUCCUAGAAACCUAGGUGAAGAGAGGACGGAUAACAAAAUCUGGACUAAGAAAAAGAAGCAGAAGAAAAAGCGAGCAAGGGAGCUGCUGCCGGGGUUGAAAAGAGACCACAAGCAUCCGCAGCACGGGGACAGUUUGAGGCCGCCACCAACCGAGGCUGCCAAGUCUGUAGUUCGAAAAGUUUCCACAACAAUCAAGAGAAAGGACAAGACGAAAAAGUAUAAAACAGGAAAAAAAACCGAUUAUUUGAAAAAAGUGAAGGAAGAAUCUCCUCCUGCACCAUCUUUCAAGUUGGUGUGCAGCAAUCUAGAUGAACUGCGAGAGCUGAUCAGUAAGACUGAGGAUGAGCUCGACGUACUGGAGAGCAUGAAAAAGAGACUGGGCCGAUGGUACUACAAGAAAGAAGCGGUGAAAGAGCUCCAUAGCACUCUAAUCAGACUUCUGAAUGAACUUUUACCCUGGGAACCGAAACUUGUUAAGGCUUACCAAAGAAACAGGCUUCGUUUAAAGAAGGAAAAUGAUGAUUUCAAGAAGCACCCAGAGUACAGUAACUUUGUGCGUGAGGAGUGUGUAUCAUCCUCCUCAUCGUCAUCGUCAUCAGAUGAUGAGGAUGAUUACGAAGAAACAGACAUGGAGAACAUUCACUGUAGAGUUGUAGAAGAGGAGGACCAGGAACACGUUGUUCCCAGAGGCCUUUGGAGUGGAGCAAGCUCCAGAGAGUCUGGUGCAGAGUCUGCUGCAGAAAAAACUGUGACUAUUUCACCUUCAAACCACCUUAAACACCCACUGGUCAACAAAGAGAGAGGUUAUGCUCUGUUGCCAGGAGUUUACGGUGUUUUCAACAGUGCCACAUCUGCAGAUUGGAGAACGGAAACGAAAUCUGGAUUAGCCUCGCUGAGUCCAUCAGGAGAUUUGUCAUGGGCAGCAGGAAUACUGCCACAUACUUGUGUGUCACCCACCUCUCCUAUCCUCAACCCGAUGUGUAAACUACCCCCAGGUUACACACCCAUCCCAACACUGCUGGCUAAAAGUGUGGGCAACAAAGUGACCUUGAUGAGAAGACCAACAGAUUUCCCAGGUGCAUCCGCCGUAGAACGGCAGCUCAAGGGGUCUUUGGUAUCUCUACCGAGCUCUGCAGCAACUAAAGUGUCAAACACACAAAGUUUUCCUUCUAGUGGUAACCACAUAUCCCAACAAAUGACAACAAAAGCACCAUUACAGACCAUAUCAACAGGAGCUCUUCCUAAAACACCACAGGGUGCACUAACCCGCACUGAACCAAAAAGUCCUAUCCAAGUGGUGUGCAAGGUUUCUGAGGGGGUGGGUCACCUUGUGAAAAAAGACAGCAGCAGCCCAGUCAAAAUCCCUGCUCAUUCUGUUGUGGAUAAGAAUACGGUAGAGAAGGUUAUGCAGCAGGUAUUGUUUCUGCCUUCCGGCCAUCUUAUUCCAAAAAAUGAAACACAGGCAACCGUUGUAAGUCCACCACAGUCCACUGUCAUUCAGGUUGCAGUUUCUAAGGUUGCCACUCCUGGGUGUAUAUCAACCGAUGUGCCUGGAUUUAGAAUUCCUGAUGGUAAAAUCCCUGUUCAGCAAGUAGCCCCACUUACAGGGAAUCCUGCUCCCUCUGGUUCCUCUUUUCUGCAACAAGGGGCCCGAAGCUCUACGAGACUUAAGGGGCCGCAGGUUUGCACUGUUAAAACCAGCACACUAAAAGGCGGCCUGCCCACCCCGUCCACCGUCACAGCUGCUACCAGAGCAGCCGUUGCUGACACUGCUAAACUUACAGAGCCUAAACAGGAGCUUAAGACUGUCUGCAUCCGUGACUCUCAGUCCAUCCUGGUAACGACUAGAGGAGGCAACACAGGCAUUGUCAAAGUCCAGACAUCAUCAGAGCAUAAUUCACUGGGGUCUUUCUCUACUAGUCCUGUCAUUACUAUAUCUCCUCAGUUAAAAGCCUUUCUUGUGUCUAAGACAUCAACGGCUCUCGCUGCUCCUAUCCCCUCUCAGGCGUCCCGUCCCACUGUCCAAGGAGGGACGAGUACAUCUGCGGCCCAAACCCAGAACCAUGGUCCUUUAGCAUUACCAGCCUCCCAUGCCGCCAACAAUUCUACACCAACCACAGUCACAAGCAGCACUCCUGUAAGAGGGCUUGCAAGCAAGACAACACGCACUGCUGCUCCUUUAGGUCAAGGAUCUAGCAACUCACCCGUUUCUGUUGUAACCAACAUUUCCCAACUGGUGAACACAGCCACCUACAGUUCUCCUUUUCCUUCGUCAACAUUGAAAAACACUGUUGUCCCAUCUCUAAGCUCUGGUGUUUCCAAAGCCCCCACGCAGGAAGCCAUCAGCAAGAAUGGUGUAAAACGAAGCAGUACAAACGAGAUAUCCCAGGUUACUAAAUACAUCUUAGUCACUUCAUCUUCCUCAGCAUCUUCAAACCAACCCACGUCAAAAAGGACACCCUCUUCCUCGCAGUCGGCUGCUAGUUCAAAGGUUGUACUUGUUAGCCAGCCUGCAGUGACGACAUCCACCACCUUCAUGGGAGCCAUUCCAAAGCUGAUGAUGGGAGUUGGGAGUGGACAAGCGCUGACCACUCCAUUAUCAAAUCCAAAUCCAAAAAUGGGAAUAAGUCCAGCCAAACCUGUUGCCUGUGUCAGCUCAGAGGCGUCGUCCAAGGCCAGCAACAGUACUCUCCAAGCAGGUGUUGCCGUCCCAUUGUUAGGAAAGUCGACAACAGUGGGGCAGACUGUCAGUGCCCUGUCUUAUUCUCCUUCGAAGGCCUCACCUGUGCCUAUAUCAGGCAUAUACAAUCCCACAGCUGCCACCACUACUGGAGUGCUGCCAAACCCAAAUUUAUUUACCGUUACAAAUCGUUCCACCCAGCUUGAUACUUGUACUUCUCUCCAGGCUGCUUUGCCAAUCCAGGGUAUCCCUUCCACCUCUGUGAUCUCACAAACAAGCUGCCCAUCAUCUACUGCUCCCAUUAUGCUUGCAGAAAACAUAAACGGGAAAGAACUCUGUGUCCCUGCAACCACACCAUCCAGCAGCUCUCCAGUUCAGGUAACCAGUACCUUGGGGAAUUGCCCGGGCCAAAUGCGCAUAGAUUUUCCUGACCAAAUAUCGUUGCCUAUCAAAAGCGGCAUGAGCGAGGCUGGUACACCAGUCUUAUCAUCCUCUCAAACAGCCUGUAAUAAAACCCAUCCUCCCCUCUCUUCUGCACCCACUACCUACACAACGUUCUCGACCUCUACUACUGGCCCGGUUACACAAAAAAUAAUCAUCAACACUUCUACACACCUUACUGCUGGUACACAGAUCGUCCUUAAUAACGCAUGCUUUGUAGUCCCACCCCAGGGUUUGGGUCCUGGCAGUCAUGUCCUUAUCAUCUCUAAUCCUGCACCACAAGUGCCUGCUGGCACCUCUACUAGCACUGAGGCAUUUGUACCCCCUAGAGGAACAAGCCCUGCCAUUGUAACUCCUCAAGCGCCAGGUUUAUCCCAGUCUGCAGCCAGGCAGCCCAGCAUGCCAACUGUAAGUUCUCCGUUUGUAGCAUGCACCCCUGCGCUUGGUCAAUCUUUGCUGGCAAGCACUUCUCAUGUCACACCAUUCAGACUUACAGGAACACCUGGCAUGGGCUCAACAGUGAUUCCUAGUAAAACAAAUGUAGUAUCUGCGCUGCCUAGGGUCCCACCUGCUCAUGGAGGUAACUUUGUGCUACCUCCAGUAUGUACAUCCACUUUGAUCUCCUCUCCGCCAAGGUUAGGCAGUGUCCCUGUCUUAUCUUCCCCGGUUAAAACUACUACUCCUUCCCUCAGUUCAGCACUUAGUCCAAUUAGGGUCACUGGUGGCGCAAUAAAACAUGCCAACUUUUCAUCUACUAUAACGUCUGCAGUAUCCACCUCCUUGCCCAGAUUGUCAGAACCUCUAACAUCCUUACCUGGUUUACUCGGCUCAUCAACAGGUGCCUUGCAUAACCCUGUCACAGCAGUUCCUGCAGCCAUCUUCUCAGAUGCAGCUUCAAUAGUAACAAACACUGCAGCUUUGCGUUGUUCUCCUUCAGGCCAACGUGUGGAUGCAACUCUUGGAUCCGUAAUAAGUCCGGGGGAGACAGCGGUUAAAGUUGCAAAAUCCUUAACUGUUCACCCACAGGGUUUAGUGCAAGCAGGCCCAGGAAAGAUGCCAAUCAAAACAGGGGUGCCAAUUGUUCAACCAGCACUUUCUGGAAUCUGGACACAAGAACUGCCAACAGUGGCUGUCCCACCACUCUUAAGCCCAGCAACCAGGACUCAAGCACUGCCUAUCGCUACUGUCCCGCCAAUUGGAAGCACUAUCAGCACCUUCGAAAUGGCAUCUGCACCAUCAGCUGGCACCACUCUAGUAACUCCAACUCCACCAGUCACAUCACUGAUGACAAAGAGCACCAUCAGCCCACCGGUUAUAUUGACUAACCAAGAACUUAAAACAAACUGUGUUCAGACAUCAGCCUUGGGUAUGCAUGCAACUUUACCAUCCAGGCUGCUCGUCGGUGCUGAUGGUGCUGUGUUGAGCACUGGUCAUUGCCAGGUGAAUCAACCACAGAAGACUGGGUGCCCCAAACCCUGGGAUGCUCUGACGGUUUCCCCCUACAGUUCCAGUGGGGUACUACGAACACAUGGUUCCACUUUACAGCCUCAUCACAGAGACACAAAGUGAAGCGGCAAAAACAAGACCGAGCCGACUUUCUGGGGGUUCAAUUUUAGCAGCUCUUGAUGAUGUCACCUCUAAUAAUGGCUGCUUUCAGCUACACUUUGAUCCACCUCAUAUUUAGCACCAAGUGUAUGAUCUUUUCCAUGAGCCUGCUGGUAACACACUAAAGUGGUGGAUUGUGGUGUUCAAAGUGAAUCAGUAAUGUCACACACUCAGAGAUCCACCUCUUGGCCAGUUAUUACAACAAAUCAUUGAGGGGGCAAGUAAUUGGAAAAAAACUUUAAGGUUUUUAGAUACUUGUUCAAGAUGUAAUAAUUGGUUUACUGUUAUUUUUUCUUCUUUUAUUCUAAUUACGACUGUAUAUUUUAUCAUGUCCUGUUUUUUUAAGUAGUAACUGUUUGAAAACUACAUUUACUUUUUUGUAGAAAUUUGAACUAUUAGGUGAAUUUUUACAAUAUGUUUGAGUCCAUGUAAAUGUUUUGGAAUCACAUUUAUUUAAUUUUACCAUAUAGAUUUAAAAACAAAAUAAAAAAUAUUUGCUAGGUACAUUUUCAUUGAACAGCUAUGGACAUUACUGCAUGGAAAUAAACAAUGCAACUGUCCCAAAAGUG